AUGGACGGUACCGAGGAGGAUCCCACGAAAAUAGUUCACUUCUCCUUCGGUGACGGUUGCCCCGGAGGCGGGAUCACCAAAGUCGAUCAGGUCGUGAAGACCAACGGGAAAGGUGGUGUUGUUUUGUACUUGAUGGUCGAUGACCUGGAAGGGGCGAUGAAGAAAAUCGUCGAUGCAGGAGGUAAAAAAGUGACCGAGGUCGAACCUGAAGGGAAGUUUGCCUUGACACAAAAUUUCGAGGAUACCGAAGGGAAUUAUUUUGGAUUGUAUCAGAUCAAGUAG
Molecule: messenger RNA, 282 nt
Organism: Exophiala oligosperma
Lineage: Eukaryota; Fungi; Ascomycota; Eurotiomycetes; Chaetothyriales; Herpotrichiellaceae
Exons: 2
Coding region: 1-282 (93 amino acids)
Source: RefSeq, a predicted model, not a curated record